This is a messenger RNA of Scheffersomyces amazonensis, 1342 nucleotides long. RefSeq names its product homoserine dehydrogenase (gene HOM6). Lineage: Eukaryota; Fungi; Ascomycota; Pichiomycetes; Serinales; Debaryomycetaceae. Bases 231 to 1310 code for a protein of 359 amino acids. The transcript has a single exon. Gene Ontology annotation, biological process: L-homoserine biosynthetic process; aspartate family amino acid biosynthetic process. Gene Ontology annotation, molecular function: homoserine dehydrogenase activity; aspartate kinase activity; NADP binding. The record is from RefSeq and is a predicted model, not a curated record.
UAGUAUUUGUUAAUGUAUGAAAGGAUUCAGUGGGCCAAGACUUUACUCAUGCUAUUCCCUUUGAACCGGAAAUCCAUUUCGAGGGCAAAGCUGACUUCCGAGAUUAUUUAAAGAAGAAAACCAGUCACGUGAAAUUCUAUGCCCGAUAAAGGCCUUUAUGACUCCACAAAAGAAUUCAAAGCUCCAAAAUUUUUCAGUUAUAAUUAAACCGGUAUAAGUAUAAUUUAAAAAUGAGUAGAUCAGUUAACGUAGCUAUAAUUGGUUCAGGAGUAGUUGGAUCUGCAUUCCUUGGACAAUUAAAGAAUUUGAAACAUUCAAUUCAUUUUAAUGUUAUUUAUUUAGCUAAAAGUUCUGAAGAAGCAUUAUUCUCAAAAUCCUAUGAUCCAGUAGAUUUAUCUACUUAUGCUACUGCACCAACUCAAACUCCAUUAAGUCUUGAUGAAUUAGUUAAAUAUUUAAAAGAAUCUGCCAAACCAUCAAUUUUAGUUGAUAAUACUUCAAGUGUUGCUAUUGCUGAUUUUUAUCCAACUUUUAUAAAGGAAGGUAUCUCAAUUGCUACUCCAAAUAAAAAGGCUUUCUCAUCUGAUAUAUCAGUUUGGAAUGAAAUAUUUAAAAAUGCUGAAUUACCAGGUUCUGGUUUAGUUUAUCAUGAAGCAACUGUUGGUGCAGCAUUACCAAUUAUUGGUCCAUUAAAAGAUUUAAUUACUACUGGUGAUAAAGUUGAAAAAAUUGAAGGAAUCUUUUCAGGUACUUUAUCUUAUAUAUUUAAUGAAUUUUCAACAUCUGAAAAAUCAGAUGUGAAAUUUUCUGAUGUUGUUAAAGUUGCUAAAAAACUUGGUUAUACUGAACCAGAUCCAAGAGAUGAUUUAAAUGGUUUAGAUGUGGCAAGAAAAGUUACUAUUUUAGCUAGAAUUUCUGGACUUGAAGUAAAAUCUCCAACUUCUUUCCCAGUUGAUUCAUUAAUUCCAAAACAAUUAGAAGGAAUUCAAAGUGCUAAUGAAUUCUUAGAGAAAUUACCUGAAUAUGAUUCAGAAAUUCAAAAAGUUAAAGAUGAAGCUUUUGCUGAAGGUAAAGUUUUAAGAUUUAUUGGUCAAGUUGAUGUUAAAGAUAAUAAGGUUUCUGUUGGUAUUGGAAAGUAUGCAUUUGAUCAUCCAUUUGCUUCAUUAAAGGGUAGUGAUAAUGUUGUUUCUAUUAAAACUCAAAGAUAUGUUAAUCCUUUAAUUAUUCAAGGUGCAGGAGCAGGAGCAGAAAUUACUGCUCAUGGAGUUCUUGCUGAUACUAUUAAAAUUGCUGAAAGAAUUGCCAAUUAGAUAGAUGAUUUAAUCUAUUAAUAAUAACUAUA